Lycium barbarum (goji berry) is the source of this 2437-nucleotide messenger RNA. Its product is annotated as proline-rich receptor-like protein kinase PERK4. Lineage: Eukaryota; Viridiplantae; Streptophyta; Magnoliopsida; Solanales; Solanaceae. Gene Ontology annotation, molecular function: ATP binding; protein kinase activity. The transcript is spliced from 9 exons. The record is from RefSeq and is a predicted model, not a curated record. Gene Ontology annotation, biological process: protein phosphorylation. Bases 318 to 2357 code for a protein of 679 amino acids.
GAGGGCCCCUUCUUUUUAGGACACAAGUAUUGUUUGGGGGGUUGGGGCUGGGGAAAGGGGUAGACUUUCCAGGUAAGAUGAAAAAAUCACAAUGUUAACAUUUCUCUCUCUGUUCCAUUUGACAAGCAUCAUUCAUUCUUGUUAUUCAUUGAGGGACACUGAAUCGUUGAGAAGAGCAGUGAAAGGGAGAUAUUGAGUUUCCGGCGGGUACGUGUACAUAUAUAUAUAUAUAUAUAUAUAUAUAUAUAUAUAUAUAUAUAUAUAUAUAUAUAUAUAUAUAUAUAUUAUUGAAAUAGAAUCUUGGCCGGAAGUUCAUCAUGGGUGAAAAAAUGGAUUCAUCUCCUGGUUCUGCUUCCUCCAAUGAUACUGAUUCCAGUGACAGCCCUCCUAAUAAUUCAAAUGGAACUCCCCCUUCAUCUUCAUCACCACCUUCAGAUAAUAAUUCAUCACCACCAAAAAAUGAUUCUCCUCCCUCAUCGUCGUCGCCACCACCAUCACAAUCUCCUCCUCCUUCAUCACCACCGCCAUCACAAUCUCCUCCUCCAUCAUCACCUGAUUCAUCACCACCACCACAAUCUCCUCCGCCUUCAUCACCACCACCCUCAGACAGUUCUUCUUCAUCACCGCCAAAAGAUAAUAAUAAUAAUAAUAAUAACCAAUCCCCUCAAUCGCCUCCUCCUUCGUCUAAUAAUUCACCUUCUCAGUCUCCACCACCAUCAUCCAACAAUAAUACUCCAUCACCCCCUAAUGCUCCCAAAAAUAAUAAUAAUGGUUCUCCUCCAUCAGCUAUAUUUUCUCCACCAAAUCCUGCUUCUUCACGAGAAUCACCUCCAGCUCCUCAUGCAUAUUUGUCUCCUCCUUCGCACCCCGGAUCAUCAGAAAAAUCACCUGAUUCCUCCUCAGGAAACAACAACAACUCAUCCCCCCCUGAUUCAUCAGGAAAUAAUGUGGCUAUUAUAGCUGGACUUGCUGUAGGAGGCAUAUUGAUUAUUGCCUUUAUCAUUUUCUGUGUAUGGUGUAGUAGAAGGAAAAAGAAACAGAGAUACUAUAUAGGUCCUGGACCUAAAGGCGGUGAACAGUACUACAACAAUAACAAUCAAUGGAAUAGACGGGCAUCUAUGGAUCAUGUUAUGAAGGUACCACAAGGUGAAAUGGGCACUCAAGGUGGUUGGGCUGCAGCUACUCCACACCAGGCAACUAAUUCAAGCAGUGAAUUCGGGUCAGGUUAUUCAGGCCAAGCAGGGGCAUUGCCUCCUCAGUCACCUAACGUUAAUGUUGGUGGACUUGGUGGGUUCUCCCAGAGCCAAUUCACUUAUGAGGAGCUAGCUAAGGCCACCGAUGGAUUUUCUCAGGCCAAUUUGUUAGGCCAAGGUGGGUUUGGAUACGUGCAUAAAGGUGUUUUGACUGAUGGAAGAAUAGUUGCCAUCAAGAGUUUGAAAGCAGGCAGUGGACAAGGAGAACGAGAAUUUCAGGCUGAGGUUGAGAUCAUUAGCAGAGUUCAUCAUCGACAUCUUGUGUCCCUUGUUGGAUAUUGCAUUGCUAAUGGACAACGCAUGUUGGUCUAUGAAUAUGUUGACAACAAAACCUUGGAGUUCCACCUUCAUGGGAAAGGUCAACCUGUCAUGGACUGGGAGACCAGGCUUAAAAUUGCUUUGGGAUCAGCCAAAGGACUGGCUUACCUCCAUGAAGAUUGCCAACAUAGAAUUAUCCACCGCGACAUCAAGGCUGCAAACAUUCUACUAGACCUUAAUUAUGAAGCCUUGGUGGCAGAUUUUGGAUUGGCUAAGCUUACUUCUGAUAACAAUACUCAUGUAUCAACUCGUGUUAUGGGAACAUUCGGGUACUUAGCCCCUGAAUAUGCAUCGAGUGGCAAGCUAACAGAGAAAUCAGACGUGUUUUCAUAUGGAGUCAUGUUGUUGGAACUCAUUACCGGGAAACGACCUGUUGAUCCUAGCAAUAUGAUGGAGGACAGUUUAGUAGACUGGGCUAGGCCCCUUCUUACAAGAGCACUGGAAGAAGGAAUAUAUGACGAAUUGGUGGACGCGCGUCUUGAAGGGAACUAUGAUACAGAUGAGCUACAUCGCAUGAUAGCUUGUGGUGCUGCUAGCAUCCGCCAUUCUGCUAAAAGACGUCCAAAAAUGAGUCAGAUUGUACGUGCCUUGGAAGGCAAUUUAUCUUUGGAGGACUUGAACGAUAAUGCAAAACCUGGCAAGACACCUAGCUUUGCUGCCUCAAGUACUUCGGCCACUUCAGCCUAUGAUACUGGUAUGUAUAAUGCUGAUAUGAUGAAGUUCAGGAAAAUGAUUCUGCCAACUCAAGAAUUCAACAGCAGUGAACAUGGAACUCCAAGUGAGUGAUGACUCAACCCUUCUUGCUCCUCCUUUCAAGCAGCCAAUCUAAUUGGGGGCGAGAGUAAAAAAAAAAAAAAAAGACUUGC